Messenger RNA from Hypanus sabinus (Atlantic stingray), 8944 nucleotides. RefSeq names its product peptidase domain containing associated with muscle regeneration 1b (gene pamr1b). The transcript has 14 exons. Gene Ontology annotation, cellular component: extracellular region. Gene Ontology annotation, molecular function: serine-type endopeptidase activity; calcium ion binding. The record is from RefSeq and is a predicted model, not a curated record. Gene Ontology annotation, biological process: proteolysis; complement activation. The coding region runs from base 2818 to 5556 and encodes 912 amino acids. Lineage: Eukaryota; Metazoa; Chordata; Chondrichthyes; Myliobatiformes; Dasyatidae.
CCAUCAAUAACUCUCGGAGACGUGAGGCGAGAUAUAGGCUUUUAUUCGCUGGAAGAGAGCAGUCAGCAGCAAGAGAUCCCCACACAGCAUCCGGGAGACUGAGGGGGGAGCUGUGCCUCCAAUCGCCUUUAUACAGGGGUCUGUGAGAGGAGCCACAGGAGCAGUCAGCGGGGGGCGUGUCCAGACAGGUAUAUGUAGUUCGCCACACUCAGCCCUUCCGUCUAUCGUGGAGAAAGAUUUGCUGCACUCACUACUGCUCAUCAGGUUCAUGCCCCAUCGCCAUCUCCUUGUAAUGAUAUCACAGGAUGAGGAUGCCAGCAUAUAGUGUCCACCACCAAUAUGAAGAGGUGGUUAAGAGAUGACCACAUUACUGGUCCUGCAGUCAUUCCAGACCAAUUCUGGAAGAUUUCUUUCCCUGAAGGUUAUUAGUGAAUCAGUUGCUUUUUAACAACAAUUCAGUUAAUUUAAAGCUUACUAUUAUCUCUUAAACCUAAAAUCUCUUCAUUUACUGGAACAGAAAUGACUCAGUGAUUGUGAUGGGAUUCAAAUCUACGUCUCUUUCUUCAUCCUUCUGUCAACACUGUUCCUUUUGUCAUUAGGCCUCUCUGGCUUCUGAUCCCAUUGCAGCCCCCCUCUCUCCUUUCUCUCCUUCUGCGUUUCUCAAAAAGCCUUUCAUCACUCAGAUUUUAUGGCACUGAUCAAAGGUUAGGGCCCAGAUUGCUAACUCUGCUCUCCAUCUCCCAGAUGCUGUCUGACCUGUUGAAUGUUACCCACGUUAAGGAGUAAGUGCACAAUGUUUGCACUGGUCAGAGAACGGAGGCGGGAGUGGUCUGAGGGAGUCUGGGGUCCGUGCGGGUGGUCAGCGGCAGUUUGACGGUAAAGAUAAUGAUGGCCAAAUACCAGCCUGUGGGUCUUUACACUGAGAAGAGAGUCUAGUGGGCUCCAUCACAAGGCGGUGAUACCACAGAGAGUCGGCUUUAUUCUAGUAAUGCCAUUGUGACGAUCCAUUUCCCUGCUGUGCAUUUGGGUGAUCUCUCUGUUUCCUGGCUCUCACUCAGCCGAGUUUCCCCGAGAUGCUGUACUUACACUCAACAGUCUUUCAUUAUAUAGUAGCCUCCAGACAAUCCAGUGCAUGACAAGAAUUCAGUGGUAUGUGCACAUGAUUUAUUAUUCCUCCUGGGUUGUUGGAAUGAUUGCCAAAGACAGCGUCAUUGCCUCGCUGAAGUUAACCUGAGAUGUGGCCUUCCUGCUUGGUUUUGCUUGCCGGUUUUGGAAGGGAGUCAGGAAUGGAGUAUUUUGUUCUGCUGUUAAGGGGCUCAUACAGGCCAGGCCAGGUAAACAGGUUUCCUUUCCAUUAAUAAAUCAGGCAGCUUUUAACCCUAUUCUGUCAGCUUCAUGAUAAUUUAAAGUUUUACUGAAAUUACUACCCAGCCACAGGGAGACAUGCAUUCAGACAGUGUAACCAGACUAAUGUCACAAAUCACAAGUCACAAGUCUUGUCACAAGUCGUGAUCAGCCUGCAACUGCUUCCCGUUUACUUGUUGAACUCGACCCCUUGGAUAUGAAUGUGAACUUGUCACAAGAUGGCCAGACCCAACUCCCUUAAACCAUCACAAAGCUCAGUCCUGUGAACAAGCUGAAGCAACCCAGCUAGAUCCUGUCUGGUGUGUGUGGCAGCACUCUCUUAAAUCUCAGCAGGAACCUUCUCGCUGCCUAUCGCCCUGCGUCAGCUGUCUCCACCUUCGCCAUUUCCUAGCUUGCUCCAUCUGUGGAUUGUCUGCCUUCAUCUAUCACACUUCAGCAGUCUCCCAACUCCCCUUCCCCUACCUGGCGCAACCUGCGUGUCAUCCUUCAGCUCUCCUUGACCCACCAAAAGCCCAGGGCUCCAGUCUCAUUCCUCCCCUUCCUCCUCCUUACAUUGGGCACCUCGCCUCUCCGCUCUCAGUCCUGACACAGCCUUCCGACACGAACCGUCGACAAAUGCUUUCUCCCCUACUGGACGCUGCAUGGGCUGCCAGUUCCUCUAGCUGACGGUUAGUUGCCCUCAGCAGGUACGCUGGCAAUGGAACAAUACGCCCUUAGCAUGACAGCGCAGGAAGGCUUUGAUCCCGGUGAGGAAGAGGAUGUAUGCGAGAUCAAAAGCUACGCCUGUCAGUGGCUGACACCACAGGGUUGUAAGUCCCAAGUCCAAGUGUAGUCCACAUCUGAGCAAGUCUAGAUGAUCCGUGGACAAGGCACUGUGCUCCGUCCUGGGGCUCGGCCAACCAUUCGUUCUGUGACAGUAAAAUCCCACUGGGAAGCAACCAGAUUGUGUCUGAUCAAAUCAUAGUAAACUGUAAGGUGCUGAGAGAGUUGGAAGUGAACAAAUCCUUCAGCUUCUGCUCCAGAUUUUGAACAGAUUCGUAUAACCAGACGCAGCGUACAGGGCUAAACCAGAUGAGACGCAACACAACAGUGUAUCACAGUUGUCCGACCACAAUAUCUGCGGGUGUUCAUGCAGGGGGUGUGGUGUUCACGGGUGGGACGGGUAAGGUUGAAGCGGGGGGUCAGCGAGACUGUUAAAGGCAGUAAGCAGGGAGCAGCAAGCCGCCUGCUACAGUCUGCUUGCCAGACACCAGGCAGCUUUAAUGGAAAGACUGGAGCCCUUACAGGGGGUGAUGUCAUACAUUUCUCGUAGGAGAGCUGACUGCUUUUCUUGGAUGGGACUUUCUUUGUACGUGCAGUGGUAGGAGAUUAUCCGAGGUUCCGCAGCUCAAAGCAGAGGUUCCAGGGCAAACUCCGGCUCUGCUGUGAAAGAGAGGCAAGAAGAGUGCCAGGAUGCUGGCCUGGACGGCCCUGAGCCUGGUCCUGCUCCAGAUACCAGGGGCGCACACACUGCCUAAAGGAUAUACUCUCAUUAACGAGGACUGCCCGGGGGCAGAGUGGAAUAUCAUGUGUCGGGAAUGCUGUGAGACAGAUCAGAUUGAGUGCACCUGUCCUGGAAAACAGGAUGUUGUGGGCUACUCUGUCCCAUGUUGCCGUAACGAGGAAAAUGAAUGUGACUCUUGUCUGAUUCACCCAGGGUGUAUCAUCUUUGACAACUGCAAGAAGUGUAACAAUGGCUCCUGGGGAACGCUGGAUGAUUUCUACAUCAAAGGGGUUUACUGCUCUGAGUGCCACACUGGCUGGUCAGGAGGAGACUGUCUCAAAUGUGGAGCUGUAAUGAAUGCUUCAAGAGGACAUAUUAUACUAGAAGGAUAUCCCAGCAACUCUCACUGUGAAUGGAUGGUAUCAGUGAAUCCUAACUUUGCUAUUGAGUUAAGGUUCUCCAUGUUGAGUCUGGAGUUUGAUUACAUGUGUCAGUACGAUUACGUGGAGGUCCGUGAUGGUGAUAAUGUUGAUUCCAGAGUGAUCGGCAAGUUCUGCGGGAACGAGCGCCCUCCUCCCGUUCGGACCACUGGAAACAUGUUGCACGUCCUGUUUGUAUCUGAUGGCUAUAAAAGCUUUGACGGAUUUUACGCUACGUUUGAAGAGGUUGACGCAUGCUCCUCCUCUCCCUGCUUACAUGACGGGAAGUGUCUCCAACUUGGACCAGUCAGCUUUCAAUGUGCCUGUCUUGCUGGAUAUACUGGCAGAUGGUGUGAAAACAUGGUGAUAUGUAGGAAUCCAGUGGCCCCGGUCAAUGGGACGGUGGAAGGGGACGACUUCCGAUUUGGCUCCCAGGUCUACUUCGGCUGUGAUCCGGAUUUCCACUUGAUUGGAAGUAGUGUUGUCACUUGUCAGCUGGAUGGGAACUGGAGCGCCACUGCGCCACAUUGUGUUCCAGAGAGCAGGCGCUGUGCUGACCCCGGUGCACCGAUCAAUGGGCAUCGACGAAUUCUCCCAGGGAGCGGGUACCUGCAGCACGGCUACGCUACCGUGGGGACCAUCGUGGAGUUCACCUGCAACUCUUCCUUUGCUCUGAGCGGGAGUCCACAGGCAAGCUGUCAGCGGGAUGGGGCGUGGUCAGCGAAGCAGGCGACCUGUGGGAAAGAGAGGAAGCAUUGUGCCAUUCCUAGUGCAGCACUGAAUGGUCAUUGGAGGAUUCUCCCCGGUAGUGGCCACCUGCUCCAUGGCUAUGCCACCUCGGGCACCGUUGUGCAGUUCACCUGCAAUUAUUCGUUUGUUCUGAGGGGCAGUCCGCAGGCAAGCUGUCAACAGGAUGGGACAUGGUCAGAAAAGCAGCCAACCUGCAGGAAAGUUCCAGAGGUGAAGCACUGCAGCGACCCUGGUGCACCAGUGCAUGGGCAUCGAAAAAUUAUCUCAGGAAGUGGGAAAAUGCACCAAGGGCAUGCCACCUUGGGCACCAUUGUGCGCUUUACCUGCAAUUAUUCAUUUGUUCUGAGUGGCAGCCCACAGAUAACAUGCCAAAAAGACGGGACAUGGACAGAAACACGGCCAAGGUGUAUUAAAGCUUGCAAGCAACCCAAGCUCCCUAACUUGGUGAAACAGAAACUUCUGUCGACACAGCCUCUGACCAGGAGGACACCACUUCACCGGCUACUGGCCACCAUUCUAGACAAGGAGCACUCCCAAAUCUCACCCACCAAAGCCCCAGUACAGCAUGUUGGGAAUCUCCCAUCAGGAUUCUAUCAUCCUCAUACUCAGUUGGAGUAUGAGUGCAUCUCUCCGUUCUACAGGCGCCUUGGAAGCAGGAAGAGAACGUGUCUCAAGACAGGCAAAUGGAGUGGCCGAUCACCAUUGUGUAUUCCCAUCUGUGGAAAGCUGGGCAACUUCAGCCGGCAGAACCUGGCCUCGACAGCCUGGCCCUGGCAGGCCGCGCUCUACCAGAAGGUGUCCCAGACCAGCAAUGAGAUUGUCAGCGGGCACUCCUGGUUUCUGGCCUGCAGUGGGGCAGUUCUCAAUGAGCGCAGCGUGGUGGUAGCUGCCCAUUGUGUGACGGAGCUGGGCAAGGCGGCGCUCAUCAAUACGGCGGAUCUGAUGGUGGUCCUGGGGAAGUACUUCUACGAUGAAGCAAAGCAGGAGGAGAGCCGGCAGUACCUGCAGAUUGCUGGAGUCAUUGUGCAUCCUUCCUACGACCCGGUUCUGCUGGAUUCCGACAUUGCUAUCAUCAAACUGAUGGACAAGGCGAAGAUCACCAAUCAGGUACAGCCAGUGUGCCUUCCUGACCUGAAGGAUCUAUCGGCCAUCAGUGCCCAGGGCUACGUCACCGGAUGGAGGAUACAGAGCGAGCCCAGGGAGUCCGGCCGCAGCAAUGACACCCUGCGCGUGGGCACCAUCGAGAUCGGCGAUGCGGUCCAGUGUGAGCAGCAGUACGAGGAGCACGGGAUCUCUGUCAGCAUCACCGAGAACAUGUUCUGUGCCCGUCAGGAUCCCCAAGGUUUCUCAAACAUCUGCCCACUGGAGACGGGAGGUGUGGCCACCUUCCCAGCAGCAGACAAGGCUGGUGAAAUGUUCACCUGGUACCUGGUGGGGCUGGUCAGCUGGGGCUACGAGAGCGAGUGCAGCCAAGAACUUUUCACCGUCUAUACCAGUGUAGCACCGUUCAAAGACUGGAUCGAGAAGCACCUGAAGUAGGAUUCCCUCACGGAAGCAGCACAUGGUGAUGCUAACCAGAGGACAGGCGACUCAUAAUGGGCCUGGUUUCACAGCUGCAUCCUUCGAACUUACAGUGUUGUUUAUACAAGGCAACCAAUAAAAGCACACGACAGCUGCACCAAUCAGCACGCUUCAUCCAUCAAACACAACUACUGACUUAGUGACUUCAGUGAUUUUAAUCAGCAAUGCCUCAACCUAUUCAACUAAAUUCAUUUGUAGGACAAUUAUUGGAUUCAUCUCCUACCCUUCUUCCCAUAGGAAUCAUAUUCCUUCUCCAGGGAUCUUUAUCCCUCUCUACAGAGGAUGUAGUCCCUCUCCCAUGGAUCACAUUCACAUUCUGAGGGGUCACAUUCCCUCUUCCCAAGGAUCUGAUUCCCUCUUCCCAGAGGUCACAUUCCUUCCCCUGUACCAGGGACCAUUUUGUUAUGUGCAUCUUCUCAUUCCUCCUGAGUCCAUUGCUGUAAACCCGUCCCACCUGCCUGUAUUCUGCCCAUUUCAUUGCCACCUCUUCUGGAAAAUUGCUGAGAACCUUCUCGCUGUUGCAUUUAUUUAACGUUUAUGUCCUCUCCAAAUUUCAAAACUUCUGCUCAGUAAUAUGAAAGUGAUGUAUAGUUGUCAGUCCUCCAAAAUAUCCUAAAGUGGAUCACAGAAUAUGUUAUUUUAAUGUCUUCCAACCACACUCUUGCCCACACCAGCUUGACAAUGAGAUGUUAGCCUGGGCUGUGUCAUUUAGAAUUUGUACAGUGGGUUGAAUCUACAUGAUUCUGAGUUGGAGGUUAAAAUAUAUAAAAUAACCUUAACUCUGUGGUCUCUACCACUGAACUUAAAGUCUGAGGAAUAUUAUUGGUCUGGGAUUGUACUUGAUGAAGUUCAGAGGGAAAGGGGGAUGGGGGGGAUCUCAUUGAAACCUACUGAAUAGUGAAAAGGUCUGGAUAGGGUGGACAUGGAAAGGAUGUUUCUAUUAGGAGCAGGGUCUAGGAUCCAAGGGUAUAGUCUCAGAAUAAGGAUGAUAUAUUUAGAACUGAAAUGAGGAGGAAUUUCUUCAGCUGGAGGAUGGUGAACCUGUGGAAUUGAUUACCAUGGAGGGCUGUGGAGGCCAAUUCAUUGUGUGUGUGUGUGUGUGUGUGUGUGUGUGUGUGUGUGUGUGUGUGUGUGUGUGUGUGUGUGUGUGUGUGUGUGUGUGUGUGUGUAAGGCAGAGACUGAUGGUUUCUUCAUUGAUAAAAGGAGCUAAAGGCUGUGAGAAGUCUGGAGAAUGGGUUGUAAAAAAUCAGCCACAAUUGAGCAGAUUCCAUAGGCACAGUAGAAUGGCCAAAUCCUUUAUCUUAUGGUCUUCUGAGAUUGUAAACCCAGUACAAACCAUUGAGUAAUGUCCAUCCUGAAGGAUAUGGAGCACAGGAACUCAGGACAAACUUAAGACUGAUUCCACAAAUUACUUCUUUACACAGGGACUCAGAGACACCUCAAAUAGCUCCGCAGGAAUAGUAGGUAUUGGCAUAUCUCUGAUUUCAAUGAAGAAACACAGUGCAAAGUUAAUCCUGCUGCUCCUGAAAAUCUGAAAUAGGUGAUGGAUUUUGGAGACACACAGGCAACUUUAGCAUAGGAUUCACCGCAAAAGCUUUAAUUGCUCCACUCCCUCCAAACUACGGAAAGCUUCCACCCUCUUCUGUGUCAGUUUUGUUUGAGGAUUGACCAGUAGACCUGCUGUGCUAACACAGCUGGCUACACGUUUACUGAAAUUACCUGUCGGCUUGCCAAAGCAAAGAAACAGAGGUUCAAUUAUCCAUAGAGCAAUCUCUAUUGUAGGAAGCGUCUCAAUGAAUCAGCGGUGUCUGUGACUUCAGUGUAUCGAAGUCAUAUCACUCGAUUCACCCUGUUAUUCAAGAUACAUUUUAUUUGAUAUAAUGUACACUGCAUCUUCUUAAAGAAUAAACCCAUACAAAACAUCAAGUAUAUGAAAUUUUGUAUUUGGUUAAUUAUUUAUGUAACUAUAGAGUUGUAAGUUCAAUCAACUAUAAUCAACCUAUUGGUCUCAGUUGACUGAAAUUUUCCUUGCACUCUACAUCUUAGAAUAUCUGCUGCAGGAUCUGGAAAUUUCAGUUGAUUAUUUCUCCAGGUUAAGAGCUUGUGUCACAUCCUGUGUUGCAUUUAUUGUCUCAACACAACUGUUCUCAUUGUAUUGAAUACGUCUGAUUACAUACUCUGAUUCACUAUAUUUUUUAUAUCACCUUCUGUACAAAUCUGUCCAUGAAGUAACUUAGCAUUAAUGGCAAUAGUCUAUGCUGUUUUUUGAUACGUUACUGGAUACACGAAGCUUAGUUCAAUCUAUCUCUAGUCAAGGUUCAAAGUAAGUUUUAUUAUCAGAGUACAUGUAUGUCACUACAUACAAUGCUGAGAUUUGCUUACCUGCAAGCAUAUUCGGCAAAUCUAUGGAAUAGUAACAGUAAACAGGAUCAAUGAAAGAUCAACCAGAGUGUAGAAGACAACAAACUAUGCAAUGCAAGUACAAAUAAAUAAAUAGCAAUAACUAACGAGAACAUGAAAUAGCAAGAUAAUGAGUCAUUAAAGUGAGAUCAUUGGCUGUGGGAACAUCUCAAUGGAUGGGCAAGUGGGUGUAGUUAUCCCCUUUUGUUCAAGAGCUGAUGGUUGAGGGGCAGUAACUAUUCUUGUACGUCGUGCUGUGAGUGCUGAGGCUCGUGAUCCUUCGACCUGAUGGCAGCAGUGAGCAGAGAGCCUGGCCUGGGUGGUGAGGGUCUCUGAUGAUGGAUGCUGCUUUUGUGUAGAUGUGCUCAAUGUUUGGGAAGCAAGAUAGAGACAGUGAUCAUCGGCUACUUCCUGUGGGCUGCAGAAAAUUGUUCUAGAUUUCCUCUAUCCGGUUGCUUUUUACUGAUCUCUGUGUCUCUGCACUCAUUUCAGAGGCCAUACCCUUCCUUAUUCCCACUGUUACUUUUUACGUCACAAAGUACAGGUAUCCCCCGCUUUUCGAAAGUUUGCUUUACGCCACUUCACUUUUACGAAAGACCUACAUCAGUACCUGUUUCCGCUAACCAAAAGAAAUCCGAAGAUUUUCACUCUUACGAGAAAAAGCGAAAAGGAAAAAUAGCGAUCUGCAUUUGUUUUGCAGCAAGCCGUUAUAGAGGCAGCGCGCACCCCGAGUGAGAGAGUGGCCCCCGGGAACUACACUCAGCAUCUCAGCAAGUUGCCAUAGCUUCGAACUGUGUCUGUGAGCAUCUGUGCUUUACCUCCAUUUAUUUUGUACAUCCGUUAACAAAUGUGUCAUCGGAAAAGCCUAAGACAGCUCGUAAGGGUGUUGCGCUUAACGUAAAAUUGGACAUAAUUAAAUGUUUCGAUCAUGGUGAAUGAAAUAAA